AUGACGAUAAGCACGGUGGUGUGUAUGGAUUAUCCACAACAAGCUGGUGGUUACCCGCCAUCUGGACCCGGUGGUUAUCCGCCACCUGGUGCUUACCCGCAGCAAGGAGGUUACCCGGGGUAUCCGCCACCGCAACAGGGUGGAUAUCCGGGUUAUCCGCCACAGGGUCCAUACGGUUACCCGCAACAGCAAGGGUAUCCGCCUCAGGGUCCAUAUGGAUACCCGCAACAACAGGCUUAUGGUAAACCGCAGAAACCGAAGAAGAGUGGUAAGGCUGGAAUGGGACUAGGUCUUGGGCUUGGAGCUGGUUUGUUGGGUGGGUUGCUUGUUGGUGAAGCUGUUUCUGACAUUGCUGAUAUGGGUGAUAUGGGUGACAUGGGUGGUGAUUUCGACUUCUGA
Camelina sativa (false flax) is the source of this 399-nucleotide messenger RNA. Lineage: Eukaryota; Viridiplantae; Streptophyta; Magnoliopsida; Brassicales; Brassicaceae. The record is from RefSeq and is a predicted model, not a curated record.